AUGUAUGGCACCCCCCAUUCCGUUUCCGCUCCGAUGAAUGGGAUCGGAGGGGAUCUCGUCGACGGUUCGGGCACCAUCAAUCCUGCUGCUCUAAAUAAUACAAACGUACCUGUUGUUCUCCCAACGCCGCCAUACGGAGCAACAGAUCCCAGCGCCAUCCCUCGCGGUGUCAAGCGCGGUCGCACACCGGAACAACGCGGAGUCUCUCGCGAUGGGGACCCAGACGACGGAGACGAUCAAGGUCGUCGAAAACGAGGCCGACCUCCAAAGACUCCACGUCCUUCUACAGCCAGUGAUCAACCCCCAUCAGCAAGCUCUCAACAACUACAAACUCCCCAAAUGCAGCCCCAACAGUUGCAGCAAUCUCCCCCGAACGCCUCACCCCCGCUAGGCUCGCCUCCUGAGAAAACGACACCAUCCAAAGCUCCCUUGGUCAAAGCUCUCCCAACUGUGAGGGACCAUACUACCGAUCAGCUAAACGAGGAACGCGAUGAGUAUAUCGCCAAAGAGUUUGACGACGCUGGCGAGCAGAAAGUAGAUGCGAAUGGCUAUUUACAAGGUGAUCGCGAGUACAGGUGCAGGACGUUUACUGUACCACUGCGCGGGAAGAAGCUAUUUAUGCUGGCGACCGAGUGCGCGCGAGUUCUGUCUUAUAGGGACUCGUACCUACUUUUCAACAAGAAUCGGUCGUUGCACAAGAUCAUCGCCACCCAGAUCGAAAAGGAUGAUCUCAUUCAGCAGGAUAUCCUUCCAUAUUCCUACCGCUCGCGUCAGAUUGCCAUUGUCUCGGCAAGGUCGAUGUUUAGGCAGUUCGGCAGCCGAGUUAUUGUGAAUGGACGCCGCGUGCGUGACGAUUACUGGGAAAGCAAGGCUCGCAAACAGGGUUUCACCGAGGACGACCUCGCCGGUGAAAAGCGUCCAGGUGGCGCGAAGGCUCGCGAAGCUGCAGCCGAAGCUGCAAAUGCAGCCAACUUGUUGCCGACUCUGACACAUGGCGACGUAAUCUACAGCAAUGCGCUAGAAACGGUUCCCAGCAACCUGUCACUAGGAUCGGGCGGCUCUUUGUCGCAGCCUCUUCCGAUGAUCAAUAUGGCCACCACCACAGACGAUCCACGCUUAGGGGAAUACAACAGUAUGCCUCGACCUCGGCAAGAGCUGACUGGCCAGCCAUACCAAGACCGGUCACAGCCUAGCACCGCCGCAGAGAUCUUGAACCAGGCAACACACACGGCAGACUUCAACAAGAUCUUAACAUCUCAGCGCAACUACCGUCAAAAGGGCCUCGAUGAUUUCUUUUCCAAGCAGCGUGAUCCACCUGCGUCGACGGUGCAAUCGCAGCCUGGACAAAUUGAAGCCACUACAUCCGUUGCACAGCCUUUGCAGUCACCGCGACUAUCCACGGCUGGCGUUUUGGGCUCAACUCCAACACAGCCGAAUAUGAUGCCGCAGGCCCAAAUGAUGCCCAGCCAGGCCGGCUUCCAGCCGCCAACCAUGCAUCAGCAGGCCACAGUGGCACAGUCGCCCAUUCGUGCUAUGCCUCCUGUUCGACCCGACCUCAUGCAUCAGCGGACAAAUCCAGCUUUGGCGCCCCAGGUUGGGCCCUACGGUUUUCCCUCGCAACAGCAACACCAACAGCAGGUGUGGGGUCAGCCACCGCCGCAGCCUCAGGCUUCACCUUUAUCUUCCAAUCCACAGGGGAUUCCUCAAUACCCCUCUCAGUUACAGCAACAGCAACCGCAACCAGGAUCGCAGCCGCAGCAACCCCAGCACCAACAAUCUCCUUCUCCUCUUACCCACAAUCUGCAACAGCAACACCCAUCACAAUCUCCACGUAACCAAGUCCGACCGCCAGUGCCCCAGAUGCCACAGUCGUUUGCUAUGCACCACCCGCAGACUCCUCAGCAGCAGUCCAUGGCUUCCAUGGGCUUCCCAGGUGGAACCAACCCGUACCCUGGAAUGGCUGGGCGUGGGUUAUAUCCAUCGCAGCAUGCGCCAGCUGGUCAGCAGCAGUUUAUGCCGGGAACUCCUCAGCAACCUGGAAUGGGUAUGGGAAUGAAUCCAGCCAUGCCAGGAUGGCCCGGUCAACCAAUGCAACCUGGACAUCCACAGCCUGGCUGGUCUACAUAUUAA
This is a messenger RNA of Aspergillus puulaauensis, 2130 nucleotides long. RefSeq names its product putative nuclear localization protein. The transcript is spliced from 3 exons. Bases 1 to 2130 code for a protein of 709 amino acids. Gene Ontology annotation, molecular function: chromatin DNA binding. Lineage: Eukaryota; Fungi; Ascomycota; Eurotiomycetes; Eurotiales; Aspergillaceae. Gene Ontology annotation, cellular component: nucleus. The record is from RefSeq and is a predicted model, not a curated record.